AUGGGCGCCGUCUGCUGCAAGCCCGAGGUGAUCGACUUUGACGGUCCCGUCGACCUGUACCACUUCUACCUGCUCCGAGCCGUCGGCAAGGGCGCCUUUGGCAAGGUGCGCGUGGUGCAGCACAAGCAGACCAAGGACCUGUAUGCGCUCAAGUACAUCAACAAGGCAAAGUGCAUCAAGAUGCGCGCGGUGUCCAACAUCAUCCAGGAGCGCAGGCUGCUCGAGGAGAUCGACUCGCCCUUUGUGUGCAACCUGCGCUACGCCUUCCAGGACGACGAAAACAUGUUUAUGGUGCUCGACCUCAUGCUCGGCGGCGAUCUGCGCUUCCACCUCGACCGCACGGGCAACAUGAGCGAAGACGUGGUGCGCUUCUACGUCGCCGAGCUCGCUCUGGGUCUCGACUACCUCCACCGGCUGCAGAUCGUGCAUCGCGACCUGAAGCCCGACAAUGUGCUGCUCGACGAAAAGGGCCAUGCGCAUCUGACGGACUUCAACAUUGCGGUGCACUUUUCACCCCGGCGGCCGCUCACCAGCAUCGCCGGCAGCAUGGCGUACAUGGCGCCCGAGGUGCUCACCAAGCGCGGCUACCUCAGCUCCGUCGACUGGUGGUCGCUCGGCGUGGUGGCGUACGAGCUGCUGUUUGGACGACGCCCCUUCCGCGGCAAGACCAACUCGGCGCUCACCCACUCCAUCCUCAACGACCGCUGCACGUUUCCGGACAAUGUCGAGAAUCUCGUGAGCCGCGAGACGGUGAGCUGCAUCAAGAGCCUGCUCGAGCGCGAUCCGCGCAAGCGUCUCGGGUGUCGCAGUGGCAUCGACGAGUUCAAGACGCACGCCUGGUUCGCCGGCAUGGACUGGCCCGCCAUGGAGGCCAAGCAGGUGCCGCCGCCGUUCGAGCCGGACUCGAAGAAGGCCAACUUUGACGCGACGCACGAGCUGGAGGAGCUGCUGCUCGAAGACAACCCGCUCAAGGCCAAGAAGCGCAAUGGCAAUGCGGAUUUCGACGCGCUCCCGCCCGAGAUGCGCCAGAUGGAGGAGCACUUUUUACCGUUCGACCAUCUCAAGCAGCGCCGCAAGUCGUACUUUCGCGGCACGCGCGCCAGUGGCGCCACCGCUGCAGCGGCCGCGUCGAACGGGCAAGCACCACCGCAGGCGCAACAGGGCCCGGCGGGCGAGCACGAGCUGUCGCAGAUCUCCUCGGUCGCACAUACGCUCCAGGACCAGCCGCUUUCGGAAACCGCACCCGCGCCGGCGACACCGGCGGGGGAAGCGCAGAGGCUGACGCCCGUGCCGCACGAGGGUAGGGCGAGAUCCGCAUCGCCCUCCGGCUCGUUUGGGGUCGAGCGGUACAGCGAGAAGAACGACCAGCUUGCGGUGCCUGCCGCGACGUAUGGGCGUGCGGGCGGCAGUGGCAAUGCGCCACCGCAGCCCGAGAUCGAUGAAAAGGCCGCCAGCGGCCGUAUGUAG
Molecule: messenger RNA, 1467 nt
Organism: Moesziomyces aphidis
Lineage: Eukaryota; Fungi; Basidiomycota; Ustilaginomycetes; Ustilaginales; Ustilaginaceae
Source: the annotation of a GenBank genome assembly